This is a messenger RNA of Ceratina calcarata, 343 nucleotides long. Its product is annotated as regulator of chromosome condensation-like. NCBI's taxonomy places the organism in Eukaryota, Metazoa, Arthropoda, Insecta, Hymenoptera, Apidae. The transcript is spliced from 2 exons. The coding region runs from base 30 to 197 and encodes 55 amino acids. The record is from RefSeq and is a predicted model, not a curated record.
CAGAGUCAGGAGAUUUGUAUGCUUGGGGCAUGGGCACGAAUGGACAAUUGGGCACAGGCGGGGAAGAUGACGUCGAGGAACCUAUUCUAGUCAAAGGGAAACAACUAGAGGGAAAAACUAUAGUGAGAGUCGCAGGUGGUGGUCAACAUACGUUAGCCUUAGCAACAAUCAAGAAGCAAAGAAAAUCGAACAGUUAAGAUAAAAGAUACCUUCGCUGGUAUAUUAGAAAAGCAAUACAGUAUCGAAGGAGAAAAUGUAAUUAAAAUACCACUUCCAUUUUCUACAUGAAAGUACACCAUAUAAUUUUGUACAUAAUUCAUUUUUCUAUUAUAAAAGAAUUGCA